AUGGGAAACACAAAGCACGUCAGCUUGAAUCUUGGAGCAAACGAAGAGAUAAUCUACUUUGAUGUGCUUCAUACGAGAACGGAAGACUGGCUUAGCACGGAGAUCAGUAGCUCCUUGAUCGUCCAGUCCGAGCCCCAGGCAGCUCCUGCUAGGGGCAGGGGACGUGGCCAUGCUAGGGGCCGAGGUAGGGGCAGAGCCCAGCCACCAGUAGCAACACCAGUGGCGGAGCAUCAGGUUGACCUUGGCGAGGAGGUUCCGGCCCCAGCCCAGACUGUUCCGGCGGGCCCGGCUCAGGCUGUUAGGAAUGAGAAGGAUCUGGAAAGCAUAAAUGUGCCACUUAAAUACCGGAGCAUGAACUCUUUCUGGAAGUAUUACUCAGGAGAGAAAGUAGCACCAUUUCCAACUAUAUUUAUUGGAGGAAACCAUGAAGCAUCCAAUUACCUUUGGGAAUUGUACUAUGGAGGAUGGGCAGCACCUCAGAUAUACUUCCUCGGAUUUGCUGGAGUAAUCAAAUUUGGCAACAUUCGUAUUGGUGGCCUUUCCGGAAUUUAUAAAUCACACGAUUACAAUCGGGGGCACUAUGAGAAGCUGCCUUAUAAUCAACGGGAUAUUCGAUCUAUAUAUCAUGUUCGUGAGUAUGAUGUUCACAAGCUCUUGCAAGUUGAGGAACCAAUUGAUAUCUUUCUUUCACAUGAUUGGCCUGUUGGCAUCACUGACUGUGGGAACUUGAAAGCUCUUCUUCGUCAGAAGCCUUUCUUUGAGCAAGAGAUUCAGGAAGGAACUCUGGGAAGCAGACCUGCUGCAGAAUUACUGGCAAAGUUGAGGCCUUCUUACUGGUUUUCUGCACAUCUGCACUGCAAAUUUGCUGCUUUAGUUCAGCAUGAGAAGGAUGGUCCUUCCACAAAGUUUCUUGCCCUCGACAAGUGCCUCCCUGGUAGAAAGUUUUUGCAGGUUAUUGAAAUUGAGUCCGGACCAGGACCUCAUGAACUUCAAUUUGAUGAAGAAUGGUUGGCAAUCACAAGAAAGUAUAAUGCUGUCUUGCCCUUGACAACCAGGAGUGCGAACUAUAGUGAUGUACAUCUUGACACGGAACAAUGCCACGAGUUUGUAAGAAAUAAGCUGCAGACAAGAGGAUCCAAACCGUUUGAAUUUGUUCAGACUGCACCAUGCUACAAUCCUUCUCACCCUGUUGCUAAUGGUGUCUUCCACGGUUGCUAUAAAAACCCUCAGACAGAAGCUCUAUUACAGUUUCUAGAACUCGACUAUCUUCUUAAUAAAAUGCCAGAAUCAAAGGGAGCCUGAUGCAGGUUCCUUUGAUUACCAUAUACCCAUAGACGAGAGUGAAGAUACACCCAUAGAUGAUGUGGAUGUGGAUGUGGAUGAUAUCAAAAAAAGUGGACACGGAAGAUGCUUGAGAAGGAUUCAUCUAAAGCUCAGAUCACCACCUAAUCUAAAGCUUAAAGGUGGAUUGCCGCUAUAAAGGGUAAACGAAAACUGCAGUUUUAAUGGGCAGCUUCACUUCACAAAAUUGUUUUGACAUUUGAAACGGUGCCCCUUCUCAUUAUUCUUGGCCAUUUAGACGGUGGUACCUAGUACUUUUGCUCUCACCUCACUAAGCAAAACCUUCGAGAAAAAGGUUAGGUGGUGAUUAAGUCUUCGAGAAAAUAACAAGCAAAAAUUUAAUAAAGUUGAAAUGAUGGCCUCCACGAUCAAUGUGGAGCAAUAGAAUCAGCUUGAACAAGCUUGUCAGCUGCUAGUCGGUAUCUGCAUGGGCAUGCGGCUAAGGAGUGAAUUAUAUGUAAAUAUAAUUCAGUAAGAUUCUUGACCUGU
Messenger RNA from Nicotiana attenuata, 1830 nucleotides. Its product is annotated as lariat debranching enzyme-like. The transcript has 11 exons. Gene Ontology annotation, molecular function: RNA lariat debranching enzyme activity. Bases 1 to 1302 code for a protein of 433 amino acids. Gene Ontology annotation, biological process: mRNA splicing, via spliceosome. NCBI's taxonomy places the organism in Eukaryota, Viridiplantae, Streptophyta, Magnoliopsida, Solanales, Solanaceae. The record is from RefSeq and is a predicted model, not a curated record. Gene Ontology annotation, cellular component: nucleus.